Messenger RNA from Botrytis porri, 7725 nucleotides. RefSeq lists its product as uncharacterized. Gene Ontology annotation, biological process: proteolysis; secondary metabolite biosynthetic process; fatty acid biosynthetic process. Gene Ontology annotation, molecular function: serine-type peptidase activity; 3-oxoacyl-[acyl-carrier-protein] synthase activity; phosphopantetheine binding. The coding region runs from base 1 to 7725 and encodes 2574 amino acids. NCBI's taxonomy places the organism in Eukaryota, Fungi, Ascomycota, Leotiomycetes, Helotiales, Sclerotiniaceae. The record is from RefSeq and is a predicted model, not a curated record. The transcript is spliced from 5 exons.
AUGCGUUCUACAAUUGACGAAAUGCCAUCUGUGGCUAUAUUCUGCCCUCAAAGCAAAGCUCCACAGAAAACUUACCUCGAUCGACUACACUCUUUUCUUUGCCGAAACCCAUUCUUGAAACCUUUUGUUAACGAUAUUCAAGAUCUUCCACAGACUUGGCAGACUUUCGCAAAUCAAAGGGAAGAUAUCGCGGCUCUCAAACAAGGACCAAGAUAUAUGAAAAAUUUAUCUAAAUGGAUUACAACCGGUGAAUCUGAACCUAUUGCAAAUGCAAUGUCCGGCAUACUUUCAUUACCUCUUUUAGUCAUAAUUCAAAUUGGACAGUACUUUCAAUUUCUUGAAUUGAAUGAAAUGAGACAUUCUGAAUUUGUCACUCAACUUCGAAACGGGGGAGGAGUUCAAGGGUAUUGUGGUGGUUUAUUACCAGCUAUGGUAAUCGCGUGUUCGAAAGAUGAAAACGAAUUGGCGAAAUAUGCAUCUGUAGCUAUGCGUAUUGCCCUUGGAAUAGGGGCGUAUGGAGAGCUUGGCGAUGAUGAAAAUAUUCCAGGACCAACAACAAUUGUUAUACGCUUGAAACAAAUAGGACAAGGGGAAGAGAUUGCUUCAAAAUUCCCAGGUUCACACAUUUCCGCUGUCACUGACCCCAAAACUAUUAGUAUGGUAGGGUCAGUGCCAGUACUUGCCAAAGUACAAGCUUAUGCUCGCGAGCAAGGUCUACUUGUACAAGAAAUGCAUCUUCGAGGAAAGGUACAUAAUCCCGAGAAUGCAGAGCUCUCGUUAGAAUUGUGUGGUCUUUGUGAUAAAACAGAUUUCCUACAACUUCCACCAGUAUCCGCUCUGCAGGCACCAAUGAGAUCAAAUAAGACCGGAAAACUGCUCGAGAACGAAUCUCUCAGCCAUGAGGCUGUACAUACGAUUUUAGCAUCAAGGUGUGAAUGGUAUACUCUUCUCACGAACCUAGCAGAUGAUCUUGAGAAAAGUGCAAGGAAAUCACAUGUAUUCGCAACCUUUGGUAUUGGCGAUUGUGUCCCGUUGGCGCCAUUCCAUAAAAAGCAACUGCGCAUAACAAAAUUCGAUGUCCUCAGCGCGAUCAACAAAGCCGUGCCAUUGGUACCUAAAUCACAGGAAGAAACGCAUUAUUCAUUCCCUAGCGAUGCCGUGGCCGUGAUUGGGGCUUCAUGUCGCCUACCCGGUGCGAAUAACCUGGAAGAACUUUGGGAUCUCAUAUCGAAAGGAACCUCAGUUGCGAAAGAAGUUCCUAGCGACCGUUUCGACUUACAUCGUAGUUUCAGAGCUUCGCAAGACUGGAAGUUCGCCGGCAAAAGGAAGUUUUUUGGUAAUUUUUUGGACAGCGUGGAAGAUUUUGAUCACGCAUUUUUCCGCAUAAAUCCAAGAGAAGCGGUAAAUAUAGAUCCUCAGCAAAGAAUCUUGCUCGAGCUCGCAUAUGAAGCAAUGGAGUCUAGUGGAUACCUACGUUCGCAUAAACGAGAAAACAAUGAUCCGAUAGGGUGUUUCAUAGGCGCUAGCUUUGUGGAAUACCUCGAUAACACAAACUCGAACGCACCAACUGCUUAUACAUCGACUGGAACUAUCAGGGCAUUUCUAUGUGGUAAAAUCAGUUACUACUUUGGAUGGAGUGGUCCAUCAGAAGUUAUCGAUACUGCAUGUUCUUCUUCACUAGUAGCGAUUCAUCGAGCAGUCCGAGCUAUACAAAGUGGAGAAUGCCCAAUGGCUUUGACUGGUGGGAUCAACAUUAUGACUGGCGUCAAUAAUUAUUUAGAUCUGGCAAAAGCUGGAUUUCUGAGUCCUACAGGGCAAUGCAAACCAUUUUGUGAGUCAGCUGAUGGAUAUUGCAGAGCUGAGGGAGGCGGUUUGAUUGUCUUGAAGUUAUUGGAACAGGCGAUUACAGAUGGAGAUCAAAUUCUCAGUGUCAUUCCAGGAGCGGCGACCAAUCAAGGAGGUUUAUCAUCUUCACUUACUAUUCCUUCAUCCCCGGCACAAAUCCAGUUAUAUCAAAACAUAUUGAAUAAAGCAAAAAUGAAACCGGACCAGGUGUCUUAUGUCGAGGCUCAUGGUACUGGGACCCAAGCUGGUGACCCACUCGAAGUAGCAAGCAUUCGACAAGUAUUUGGAGGAUCCGAAAGAGCCCAUUCUUUAUACUUGGGAUCUAUCAAGGGCAACAUUGGACACUGCGAGACCGGAGCUGGAGUUGCUAGUUUGGUGAAACUAAUUUUAAUGAUCAACAAGGGAAUCACCCCACCACUCGCGAGUCACAAUACUCUUAAUCCAAAGAUUCCAGCUUUGGAGCCAGAUCGAAUGGCAAUCACCACAAAAGCUAUACCGUGGAAUGUUCCAUUUCGUGCAGCUUGCGUGAAUAGUUAUGGAGCUGCUGGAAGUAAUGCUGCCAUGUUGUUAUGUGAAGGUCCACGGCAACACGUAGGAGCAUCGAAGGGACCAGUUCAGACUAGCGCAAAGUAUCCAGUCAUUCUAAGCGCGUCGACAAAAGAUAGCUUGUUGAAGUAUGCAAAAGUCCUAGGAGACUAUCUUGCUGUAACAUCGCCGAGACCAAAUCUCAUUGACUUGGCGUUUACAUUGAGUGAACGUAGGCAGCAUCAUAAGUUCCGCUGGAUUACAACGGAGUCAGAUAUCGUUCGAGUGGUACAACUCUUAAGAGCGGAUCCUCAGUCGUGUUUUGAGAUCCCACAAGCACCAAAGCAUACCGUCCUAGUGUUUGGGGGUCAAAGUAAACAGACAGUUGGACUUGACAAGAACUUAUACCAAUCUCAUUCUCAACUCCGAGGGUAUGUAGAUAACUGUAACGAUCUUGUUACGAAUCUCGGCUUUUCGGCUAUCGUGCCAGCAAUAUUUCAAUCUGAGCCAAUCACAGAUAUUGUUGCACUUCAAUGUGGCACUUUUGCGAUGCAAUAUGCAUGCGCGAAAUGUUGGAUUGACGCUGGACUGAGAGUAGAUGCAGUAGUUGGUCAUAGUUUCGGGGAAUUGACUGCUAUGACUGUAGCUGGAGUACUAUCACUACAAGACGGAAUAAAAUUGAUUGCUACUAGAGCUUCCUUGAUGCAAACAAAAUGGGAUCCGGAAAAGGGAACAAUGCUCGCAAUCCAUGCGAAUAAGGAGCGUGUACAAGACAUCAUAGCAUGUAUUGACUCAGGAGCUGGGGAUCUGGAGAUAGCCUGUUUCAAUGCCCCUACAUCUCAAAUUGUUGUCAGCAAUUCAGUGUCGAUAACCGAAGUCGAGGAGUUGCUAAGAACUGAUUCUCGAUUCAACGGAAUUAAAUAUCAACGACUUGAUGUAAGCCACGGCUUCCACUCCAAAUUUACGGAACCACUUCUUAGUGAUGUCGAUGAGUUGUCAAAGACCUUAACAUUCAAUCGAGCAAAGAUUCCACUCGAGACCUGUACCUUGAAUUCCUUGGAUGAGAUUUUGCCAGGUCGACUUUCAGAGCACACUAGAGAUCCUGUCUACUUCCUCGAUGCCAUUCGAAGAAUUGAGAGAAAACUAGGACCAUGUGUAUUUCUAGAAGCUGGAAUGGAUUCUCCAGGAAUAGCAAUGGUUAAGAGAGCUGUCUAUGAACCGGAUGAUCAUUAUUUUCAAGAGAUGAAGCUCAGUAACUCUCAAGAUCCAAUGAAUGUCCUUUCGACUAUCGCAACAAACCUUUGGCGUGAAGGCAUCCCAGUAUCUUUCUGGGCCUUCCUGUCGCCGCCACAAGAAGCAGUAUAUAAACAAAUUUGGCUUCCACCAUAUCAAUUCCAACGUACCCCACACUGGUUGGAAAACAUAGAUAGAGUGAUCGAAGCUCAAAAUACAACCUCUUCGACCGUUGUCGGGCCUGUAGAAGGACCCCAAGUUAAAGCUCCGAAACAGCUCGUGAUGUCAAAGGACGGGUCGCGAAAAAAUUACAAGAUCCACAUUGAUACCGAACGAUUCACCAGAAUUGUAUCGGGUCAUGCAGUUAGAAGACAACCAUUAUGCCCCGCAUCAAUGUAUAUGGAGUGUGCAGCGAUGGCAUUACAAAUUGCGGGUGCUGAUGUUGAAACAAAGUCAAUGUUCUUUGAUGGCUUGAAUUUUCAAGCUCCGCUUGGUGUUGACAUGGACCGAGAAGUGUCCUUGGUAUUGGAGGAGUCCUCAGAACCACAAAUCUGGACCUUUGUAGUCAAGAGUUCGUUGAAGACCGACUCAAAAGUUAGGUCUACAAUACACGCAAAAGGGAUGAUCGGGUUGACUACUCAACCACAACUAUCAACCUAUGAGAGACUUAUAUCAGAUCGUAUCAACGCAUUGGCUAAGCAACCGGAUACCGAGAAAUUGAUGUCCAAACGAGCAUAUGGUCUUUUCUCAACAGUUGUACACUAUUCGGAUUUCUUACAUGGGAUUUCAAAUAUCACGAUGGAUGGAAAUCAGGCAAUUGCAGAGAUUGAGUUGCGUCCUUUCCCUGUUGAGAUACAAGAGAGCACAAUCAAUCAUAUCUGCGACACCAUCGCUUUGGAUAACUUUAUUCAAGUUGUUGGUUUACUUAUCAAUAGUAGCGCUCAAUGCUCCUCUGAUGAAGUGUAUGUUGCUACUGGUGUUGACAGUACAAUAAUGUCGGCCGCAUUAUGCAAUUUUACAAAUUGCAAGUAUUGGACGGUCUAUGCCAUGUUCACGCCAACUAGCAACACCCAAGCCACUGGUGAUAUCUAUGUUUUCACUCGAGAUGGAAAAUUAGUAAUGACAAGCACUGGAGUCAGUUUUACAAAGUUAUUGAUAACAAAGCUGGAGAAAACGCUUGCAGCAGCAAAUCCGAAAGUAUUAAACAAUGGACCGCUGAAACGAGGGCUCAUGAGAACGUUAACGCCGAUGACAACUCCAGGGUCACCAAUUGAAAAUGAUUCGAGAAGUAGCAUUGAUGAUUCUGAUGAUGAAGGGCCACUCACACCCACGGACUUUGCAUCAGGGGCAGACAAUCUGAAAAAUUUGAUUGCAUCAUAUACAGGUCUUUCUGAUGCGGAAAUCAUCGAUGAUGCGAAUAUUGGUGACCUUGGAGUGGAUUCUUUGGCAGCCGUUGAGCUUGCUGAGGAAUUGCAAACAAAAUUUGGGCAAGAGAUCGCAGCUGAGGAUCUUAUGACGAGCAGCUAUGCAAAUUUGCUCCGGAUUUUUGUUUCCGCAUCACAGCCCAGAAAAUCAAAGCCUAUAAAAGCCACCACAGCGUCAUGUGAGAUCAUUCAAAAAUUAUACGAGGCCUCUUCUGAGCAUGACACCAAUUCACUAAGAAGAGAAAAGGUCUUCCGAAUGAUUUCUGAAAUAUGUGGAGCUCCAAUUGACGAAAUUCGAGAUUCGGCGGCUCUGCAAGACCUUGGUGUUGAUUCGCUUUCGGCCGUUGAGUUGAAAAGUGAGCUUGAAGGAGCCUUUUCAAGAGAAAUCGAUGACAAUGAUCUCAGUCUAGAAUCAACAGUCAAAGAAGUAUUGAAGUGUCUCGGCAUUGAGGCAAUCCAACAACAGCAAAAGCCUAUCACUGUAGUUCGAAGCGGCAACACGGGCUCAUCAUACAGUUCUGAAGGAGCCAUUGAAAGUUUACCGGUAGUCCUAGCAAAUCCCAUGGACAUGAUUGAGAAAUGCCAAGCAGCUUUUGAACCUGCUGCAAAGAAGCUCGGAUAUAUCAAUUAUUGGUCUGAAGUUAGUCCAAAGCAAGACGAAUUGUUGAUAGCAUACAUUGCAGAGGCGUUUAGAACGCUUGAUGUUGAUUUAUGGAAACUUGGCAAUGGGCAAGAGUUGCCAGAUAUUACUUAUCUUACGAAACAUGCGAAGGUCAUGGCUCGAUAUAUGGAAAUCCUGCAGACCGAAGGGAUCAUUCAAAAGAAAGGCAGCAAGCUUUUUCGAACCCCAAGAAGACUUUCAAAUAUGAGUUCGAAUGAUUUGCUACAAAAUUUGCUGCGACAAUAUCCUGCGUACGCAGCAGAAUCGAGACUAAUGGAAAUAACAGGUCCAAAACUCGCGAGCUGCUUGAUUGGAAAAGCUGAUCCUGUUGCGCUAAUGUUUGGUAAUCCGGCAGCACAGAAGAUAAUGGGAGAGUAUUAUACUACCUCGCCUAUGCUUGGUACUCUUACUGAGCAAUUAGUCGAUUUCAUGAGACAAAUCGUGAUCGACACUACCGGUCAUGGACCAAUCAAAAUUCUAGAGGUUGGAGCUGGAUUUGGUGGAACCACCACACGACUCGCAGAAGUUCUUCAUGUAAUUGGUCGGCCACUUGAAUAUACUUUCACAGAUAUUUCUCCUUCACUUGUGAAAAAUGCCAAGGCAAAAUUCGCGAAGUAUGAUUGGAUGAAGUUCCAAACUUUCAACCUCGAAAAGGAUAUUCCAGCAGGAAUGAGAGGACAAUAUGACAUCGCCAUAGGGACAAACUGUGUCCAUGCAACUACUAACAAAACUUCUUCGACUAGUCAUUUGAGGGAAACUCUGAGAGAUGGCGGUUUUGUGGUUCUCUCUGAAGUGACGAAGCUCAUUGAUUGGUAUGAUGUCGUAUAUGGACUUCUUGAUAGUUGGUGGUUAGGAAACGACACCGAUUAUCCUCUUCAACCACCAGAAUUUUGGAUGGAGUGCUUUAAAAAGGCGGGAUUUGCUUCAGCUUCGUAUACGGAAGGACCGACGCCAGAUUCCAAUACUCAGCGUCUACUUGUCGCUUCAACCAAGCUCUUGAAAACUCCAAGUCGUCAAGACGUUACAAAGAGUGAUUCGAGAUUGGGUCAAAAAACCGACACAGUGACUUAUAAACUUGUUGACGGUGUUGAAGUACUGGCGGAUAUCUUCCUACCGGAAAUGGCGCCGAUCAAUCCAAUGCCUAUAGCCUUGAUGAUCCACGGCGGCGGACAUAUGACGUUAUCGAGAAAAGCCGUUCGUCCAGCUCAAACAUCGCUUCUGCUUGCGAAUAACAUAAUUCCAGUCAGCUUAGAUUACAGACUAUGCCCAGAGAUAGAUCUUAUCAAUGGUCCCAUAGCAGAUAUCUGUGAUGCAUAUAUCUGGGCUCAAACUAAACUGCCAGUGCUUGUGAGCAAUAAAGGAAUCAAAGUAGAUCCUACAAAGAUUGUCAUGAUUGGUUGGUCAACAGGAGGUCAUUUGGCAAUGACAACUGCAUGGACAACAAAGAAUCUUGGUUUAGAACCUCCUUGUGCAAUAUUAGCAUUUUAUAGUCCUACUGAUUUCGAAUCGGGAGAUUUAGAUAUCAGUCGUGCGAAUCAAUACCCAGGGAGGAAGCUAUCCUUGGACACGAUUAGAAAAUCCCUCUCCACGCGUCCGAUCACAAAUUAUGAUGCUGAGAGUAGCGAUUCAACAGGCCUAGGAUGGGUUCGUCCAGGAGAUCCGAGAUCUGAGCUUGUUUUGUCUCUUUUUAAAGAAGGGAGUGGCCUUAGUAUUAUGCUGAAUGGUAUCUCUGAUGAUGGUUGGUGUAGAAAACCGGAUCCAGAACGCGUCGCGUUCAUUAGUCCUAUGGCUCAACUUCGGUCUGGUAAAUACACCACACCAACAUUUUUGAUUCAUGGCGAGGAUGAUGAGAUUGUUCCAAUUUAUACGGCGAAGAAAUUCGUGACCGCUUUGAAAGAGCGUGGAGUACGAUCUGGUUUCUUGGAAGUGCCUGGUGCGAAACAUAUUCAUGAUUUGAAUUUGAGGCCGGGUAUGGAACAAUGGAGGCAGGGUGUUGAACCAGGAUACGAUUUUUUAUUCGAGAUACUAUCAAGAUGA